Molecule: messenger RNA, 2618 nt
Organism: Ooceraea biroi (clonal raider ant)
Lineage: Eukaryota; Metazoa; Arthropoda; Insecta; Hymenoptera; Formicidae
Gene: verm
Product: LDLa and CE4_CDA_like_1 domain-containing protein vermiform
Biological process (GO): carbohydrate metabolic process
Cellular component (GO): extracellular region
Molecular function (GO): chitin binding; protein binding
Source: RefSeq, a predicted model, not a curated record
GGUGCACAUAUAGAGGGGCGGAGAGGGCGCGGCUUGUCCAGACGCUCUCUGUCCUGACGACGACGACGACGAUGUCGCCGAAGUUGAUAUUCCUGCUAGGAUCCCUGUGUCUACUUGCCGGGACACAGGUCCGGGCGCAAGAUGAGGAAGGCGGCGAUGGACUCGACGCAAACGCCGAGGAGCUUUGUCAGGACAGACCGGGCGACGAAUACUUUCGCUUGAGCGUUGAAGGCGACUGCCGCGAUGUCGUGAGGUGCGACAAAGCGACCGAGAUCGGAGUGACCAGGCUGGCUACGGUGCGGUGUCCCACGGGUCUCGCGUUCGACAUCGAGCGGCAGACCUGCGACUGGAAGACGAACGUGAAGAACUGCGAUCAACUCGAGAAGCCGCGUAAGGUCUUGCCCAUCCUCAAGACCGACGAGCCCGUCUGCCCAGAGGGGAAGUUGUCAUGCGGUAACGGCGAGUGCGUCGACAAGGAGCUCUUCUGUAAUGGCAAGCCCGACUGCAAGGACGAGUCCGACGAGAACGCCUGCACUGUGGAGACCGAUCCCAAUCGUGCACCAGACUGCGAUCCCACGCAAUGCGUGCUGCCCGACUGCUACUGCUCGGCUGAUGGCACUCGCAUCCCCGGCAACAUCGAUCCCCAACAAGUGCCGCAGAUGAUCACGAUCACGUUCAACGGCGCUGUGAAUGUCGACAACAUUGACCUGUACGAGGAGGUCUUUAACGGGCAGCGACAGAAUCCGAACGGCUGCCAGAUCCGCGGUACCUUCUUCGUCUCGCACAAGUACACCAACUACUCGGCUGUCCAGGACUUGCAUCGACGCGGCCACGAGAUCGCAGUGUUCUCGUUGACCCACAAGGAGGAUCCGCAGUAUUGGAGUCAGGGCACCUACGACGAUUGGCUGGCGGAGAUGGCUGGCGCCAGGUUGAUUAUCGAGCGCUUCGCCAACAUCACUGACGGCUCCAUCAUUGGCAUGCGCGCUCCUUAUCUCAGGGUUGGCGGUAACAAACAGUUCGAGAUGAUGGCCGACCAGUUCUUCGUGUACGAUGCGUCCAUCACGGCGUCCCUGGGACGAGUACCCAUCUGGCCGUAUACCCUCUACUUCCGGAUGCCACAUCGUUGCAAUGGCAACGGUGGUAACUGUCCGUCCAGGUCGCAUCCGGUCUGGGAAAUGGUGAUGAAUGAGUUGGAUCGCAGAGACGACCCCACCUUCGACGAGUCCCUGCCUGGUUGCCACAUGGUUGACUCGUGCUCCAACAUUCAGACCGGCGAGCAGUUCGCCCGGCUGCUCAGGCACAACUUCAACAGACACUUCAACAGCAACAGGGCGCCACUUGGCCUGCACUUCCACGCGUCCUGGUUAAAGAGCAAGAAGGAAUACAAGGAGGAGCUGAUCAAGUUCAUCGAGGAGAUGAUCGCCAGGAGUGACGUAUACUUCGUUACCAUGGUUCAGGUGAUCAAGUGGAUGCAACAGCCGACUGAGCUCUCCGCGCUCAGAGACUUCCAGGACUGGAAGGAGACCUGCGACGAGAAGGGUUUGCCCUACUGCUCGCUGCCCAACGCCUGUCCCCUGACUACCAGGGAGCUGCCCGGCGAAACUCUGCGUCUUUUCACCUGCAUGGAGUGCCCCAACAACUAUCCGUGGUUGCUGGACCCGACCGGCGACGGUUUCUCCGUGAAGAAGUGAUCCGUCGUCCAUGAAACGAGCAAUGCCGCGUCGAUCGGCAGCGCGAUCCGAUUUCUUCGAGCGGUCGGUCGCUGAUAAGGAUGUCGGAAGCGACGCCGAUCAUCCGCGACGUCAUACAUUAUCAAGUAACACGGAAAUCGCGCGCCAUCGAUCUCGGCCAGCCAGAGACUCAAGAGCACGGCUCUGGAAGACGGAGAAAGACGCGGAGAAAGCAAUCGGCGGCGGCGGGGUGUGUCGAGGCGCAAGAUCUCGGACGAUCUCAGAGUCGUCUUAUCGCGAUUAGAAAGCGUCACCUGGUCGGAGGGAGAUCGAGUCGUGUGUACGAAUGUAGAGAAACUCUUUUACUUUUGAAGGAAACGCCAAGAAUGCCGCGUGCCGCGCCGUUUCUCCGAGUCCGGCUCGGCUGUCAUUAUUAUUUAUGUAAAUUAGUGUAUCGGUAAAACACACCGCCGCCUGUGAUCGCGGUGAGGAUGGUCGCGUGUAUCUCUCUCUCUCUCUCUUUCUCUCUCUCUCUCGAGGAAAACGCCAUCGCCGCACGAUCGCCGAUGAAACUCGCGGGAAAAAGCAGGACGUCGCUCUUAUUUCUUUCUGCCCGCGAAACGGGAACGAGCUCGUUCGCGAGCGGCGUCGACGGCUGCCAAGGAAUCGACGUCCGUCGGGAACGAGGUGGUUCCGUAGCAGACGUCCCACUUGUACAUAUCCACCGGAUCCUUGCCCUCCUGAUCCUCGUCCUCGUUGUUUUCUGGAGGCGCGCGUUACGGACAGAGCUUUCUCGCGGCUGACGAAGCGAGAGACAGAAGCUGAACACACCAUCCCGCGCCUCUUUGGACAUGUACUCUCUAGGAUUUAAGCGACGCGCGAGAGUCUAAGUAAUUUUUAGUAUCCUUAAAAUAUUUCUCAAUAAAAACUGUACGUACAAAAAGCAAA